GGAGUAAACCGCAAGGUUCCUGUGAAGUUAGUUAGUUUGCUCUUUGUACAUAGUUCAGUUUUACCUUCAGCCAGGAAAGAUGAGUAGUGUGGUUUUGGUGACGGGGGCGAAUAGUGGUAUAGGUCUGGCACUUUGCAAACGCCUCCUCGCAGAAGAACCUGGUCUACAGCUCUGUCUAGCCUGUAGGAACCUGGGUAGGGCUCAAGCUGCUCGAGCCGCGCUCCUGACCUCUCACCCCAAAGCCCAGGUGGCCUUACUACAGCUGGACACAAGCAACAUUACCUCAGUCCUCAAUGCUGCCCAUGAGGUCAAACUCAGGUAUAACCGGCUGGGCUACCUCUACCUCAAUGCGGGCAUCAUGCCGAAUCCAGAGUUUGAUGUGAAAGCUUUUUUCAAAGGCCUCUUUUCCAGUAAAGUCAUCACCAUGUUUGCCACUGGGGAUGGGAUCCUGACACAGAAGGACAACUCGACAGCAGAUGGACUGCAAGAGGUCUUCGCUACCAAUCUCUUCGGUCACUUCCUUCUUGUCAGGGAGCUGAUGCCAGUCCUGUGUCAGGCUGGCCAAACCUCCCAGGUGAUCUGGACCUCAUCUAGCAAUGCUCACCGGUCAGCAUUCGACCUUGAGGACAUGCAGCAUCGGAAAGGCACCCAACCUUACAGCUCCUCCAAAUAUGCCUCUGACUUGCUCAGCCUUGCACUCAACACACACUUCAACAAACAGGGCAUGUACUCAUCAGUGAUCUGUCCGGGUUUCGUGAUGACCAACCUGACAUAUGGUAUCCUGCCCUCCUUGCCAGGCUUCAUCUGGACCUUGUUUAUGCCCAUCUUUUGGCUUAUCAGAAUUUGUACUAAUACUUUUACCCUGACACCUUAUAACGGAGCUGAGGCCUUGUUCUGGCUAUAUAAGCAAAACCCAGAGUCACUGGACUCUCGAGCCAAAUACCACAGCUUAACAUCUGGGCUGGGCAAUAACUACACAGAGCCGCGGAAGAUGGAUAUUGAUGAGGACAUGUCAGAGGCCCUGUACAAUGCAUUACUGGAACUGGAAGAUAGUGUAAAAAAGAUGCUGAAGGAAAAACCGUAGAGUACGUCGAUUUGGUCUCGCCCGGCAGUCUUGCAGUGCCUAACCUAUCACAAUGUGUGUUAAUCACCCCUAGGACUGAGACUGCUUUAUCCGUGCUUCACAGACAAUCAGGGUGGAACCAACAUUUCUGUGUGACUCCCUAGAUAAGACGUGCCUUUCUCGAACAUACCCAAAACCAUGUACGCUUGGAUUAAAAAAACAAAACAAAACU
This is a messenger RNA of Lampris incognitus (smalleye Pacific opah), 1295 nucleotides long. RefSeq names its product hydroxysteroid (17-beta) dehydrogenase 7 (gene hsd17b7). NCBI's taxonomy places the organism in Eukaryota, Metazoa, Chordata, Actinopteri, Lampriformes, Lampridae. Gene Ontology annotation, biological process: cholesterol biosynthetic process. Gene Ontology annotation, cellular component: endoplasmic reticulum membrane. The transcript has 9 exons. Bases 80 to 1084 code for a protein of 334 amino acids. The record is from RefSeq and is a predicted model, not a curated record. Gene Ontology annotation, molecular function: 5-alpha-androstane-3-beta,17-beta-diol dehydrogenase (NADP+) activity; 3-beta-hydroxysteroid 3-dehydrogenase (NADP+) activity; estradiol 17-beta-dehydrogenase [NAD(P)+] activity.